This is a messenger RNA of Ruditapes philippinarum (Manila clam), 2358 nucleotides long. Its product is annotated as protein PFC0760c-like. The record is from RefSeq and is a predicted model, not a curated record. Bases 61 to 2358 code for a protein of 765 amino acids. The transcript has 5 exons. Lineage: Eukaryota; Metazoa; Mollusca; Bivalvia; Venerida; Veneridae.
UUCUGUUGUUGUCUUUCAGCAAACACAUUUGUGGUGGAGAGUUGUUCAGGUGAUUAUGACAUGAAUGAUUGUCACAUGGAAAUACAAAGCAACAACUUUAGUGGUAACAUACAACAUCAACGUUACAAAUCUGUUGAAAAUGAUAACUGUGAAAUCAAGCAGAAUGAGGAGAGCUGUUCAGGUGAUUCAAAUGAUGGCAAUGAUGAUGACAUAGAAAUACAAGACAACACGUUUGUUGACAGAAAUGAUGGUGACAUGGAAAUUCAGGAGAACAAAUCUGUAAAUGACAAUGAUGGUGACCUUAAAAUUCACAACAAAUUUAUCAACGACAAUGAUGGUGACAUGGAAAUUCAGGAGAACAAAUCUGUCAACGACAAUGAUGGUGACAUAGAAAUUCAGGACAACAAAUCUGUCAAUGACAAUGAUGGUGACCUUAAAAUUCACAACAAAUUUAUCAACGACAAUGAUGGUGACAUAGAAAUUCAGAACAACAAAUCUGUCAAUGACAAUGAUGGUGACCUUAAAAUUCACAACAAAUUUAUCAACGGCAAUGAUGAUGACAUAGAAAUACAAGACAACACGUUUGUUGACAGAAAUGAUGGUGACAUGGAAAUUCAGAACAACAAAUCAGUCAAUGACGAUAAAGUUGACAUGGAAAUUUACAUCAACAAAUCUGCCGAUAGUAAUGAUAGUGACAUAGAAAUUCACGACAAAUAUGUCACCAGCAAUGACAGUGAAAUCAAGCAGAAUGAGGAGAGCUGUUCAGAUGAUUCAAAUGAUGGCAAUGAUGAUGACAUAGAAAUACAAGACAACACGUUUGUUGACAGAAAUGAUGGUGACAUGGAAAUUCAGGAGAACAAAUCUGUCAACGACAAUGAUGGUGACAUAGAAAUUCAGGACAACAAAUCUGUCAAUGACAAUGAUGGUGACCUUAAAAUUCACAACAAAUUUAUCAACGACAAUGAUGGUGACAUGGAAAUUCAGGAGAACAAAUCUGUCAAUGACAAUGAUGGUGACAUAGAAAUUCAGGAGAACAAAUCUGUCAAUGACAAUGAUGGUGACAUAGAAAUUCAGGACAACAAAUCUGUCAAUGACAAUGAUGGUGACCUUAAAAUUCACAACAAAUUUAUCAACGACAAUGAUGGUGACAUAGAAAUUCAGGACAACAAAUCUGUCAAUGACAAUGAUGGUGACCCUAAAAUUCACAACAAAUUUAUCAACGGCAAUGAUGGUGACAUAGAAAUUCUAAACAACAAAUCUGUCAAUGACAAUGAUGGUGACCUUAAAAUUCACAACAAAUUUAUCAACGGCAAUGAUGAUGACAUAGAAAUACAAGACAACACGUUUGUUGACAGAAAUGAUGGUGACAUGGAAAUUCAGAACAACAAAUCAGUCAAUGACGAUAAAGUUGACAUGGAAAUUUACAUCAACAAAUCUGCCGAUAGUAAUGAUAUUGACAUAGAAAUUCACGACAAAUAUGUCACCAGCAAUGACAGUGAAAUCAAACAGAAUGAGGAGAGCUGUUCAGAUGAUUCAAAUGAUGGCAAUGAUGAUGACAUAGAAAUACAAGACAACACGUUUGUUGACGGUAAUGAUGGUGACAUGGAAAUUCAGAACAACAAAUAUGUUGACAGUGAUAAUGGUGAGUCUGACUUCAGCUAUGAUGAUGAUAAAGAUGAAGAUUAUGUCUUGCCUUCAGACAUUGAUUCAGACGAAGAGGUUUGUCCAGCACCAGACAUGUCAAAGUUUCUGAAGAAGCAUGUUGAAACCAAGAUUUUGUUUGAAAAUGUUAAUGAAUCAGCAGAUUGCCUUGGUUGCUGCUCUGUUCCAGACAUCCAGAAGAAAACUGCUGCGGCCAAGAAUAUGUACAAGAGAGUUACUGAAUCAGCAGAUUCACUUGAUAGUAAUUGUUAUGUUCAAGGCAUUGGAAAUGAUGCUACUGUUCCCCUGGAAAAUGUAAGCGAUUUAGAACUGAAAAGGUUAGAUGAGGACAAAAUUAUCAGAGAUGUGAAUUUAAGAAAAAUUUACAUGCGAAAGCACAUGAAAUUGUCCGGAAAGCAAAGUCAACAGAUGCGGAAAAAAACUACUGAAAGAAUAUAUAACAAUUACCACUGUUGUUUUUAUUGCUCUAGAUUUGUACAAUACAUAAGCACACACAUGAAAACUCACAGAAACAUAGAUGCUGUGCGAAACAUAAUGAAAAUGACGAACCCAGAUUUCAGUACAAUAAGAAAGCUAGGAGAUGAUAAAAAUAAUCAAAAAGUAGUGGAGAUGAAAGAGGGUGAGUUUCUCAUUGCCCGUCGACCAAACAAACAACUACUUGGAUGUUCAACAAUAUGGGCCUUGUCCCCAUUGUAG